UGAGGAAUGACCUCUUAAUGAUCUUAGGAGGCGCUUGCGCUCCAAGCAGGUGACUACAGGGAUGAUUUCAAGAUGAUCAAGAAGCAUCCUGUCGUAGUCCGGAGUGCAGUGUUCUGAGAAGUAUGUUGCCAACAACGUUUCUUCGUCCUUUCCCCAUGUGUUGCCGGUUAGCGACUUGAGGAUUUUGUUGCGGCUCUGUACAUUGGCGAUAAUCGCAGUCGUAUGAGGAGUGAAGCAGCACAGACUGCCAGUUACAUCUAAAAUUGUAGGAUUAUUGACAGUUGGAAUCAUCAACUGCAAUACUAUGGUCAUGUCCAUAUUCCUUUUUCCAAUUUGUAAAUAUGGCCGCUGUGGAUUUAGUUUCGGAGAUAUAGCCGUUUACCUCUGAAAACAUUAAUCGAUUUGGUCAAGACCUCAUCGACGUCACCAGACAACGUUUCUAUAACAUUGAGACUAUGUACUUGACUCGCUCGCUAAAUAACUUUUUGUUUACUUAAAACAGAUUUACUCUUCCUUACUGUUGCAUUGAGCAAUCAAAUCUUCGAAGUCAUUCAAUUCAUCAAAUCAAAUAAAAAUAAUCAAAAACAAAAAAAAAACACUUCUACAACCAUAAAGAAGAUUUAUUGAUUUUGUUUUACAUAAGAAGUUCUUUUAAAAAAUAGCAUAGAAGACAAUGCGCAGCAUUUGGUUCGCCUUUAAAUUAUUUGAAGGCUGUUUGGGCUGCCUCUGCAUGGGCAUACAAAUCGAGGGAUUUCUAAAUGUGGCUGUGUCACAGGAUCUUUAUUUGUACAUCACCGUGUUCUCAGUCUUCACAUGCACGAGCUUCUUUGGUUGUCUGAAUAUUUGCAUGGAAAACGAUCCGGUAUUGCUGCGCGAAAUAAUUUGGAGCAGUUUUGCUAGCCUUGGUUACAUAGUUACCGGCAUCACCACAAUGUAUCAUGCCGAAAAGGAUUUAUAUUUAAUGUAUCUAUCGGAUUUGGAAAUUAUUGAAGAUGAAAUGGGGCAUCAAUUUUUCGGCUACUCAAAGACACAGACCAUAUUAGCCAUAGUCACUUCAGUUGUGUACUUAUUGCAUGCCGUACUUGCGGGCGAUAUGCUCAUCUCAGAGACUGCAGUCGCUAAAGCAGCGGAGGGUGAGGAGAAAAAGAAAUUGCUUCUAUAUCUUGGCGGUAUGAAAAUUCACAAUCGUUUGCUCAAGCUAAAAUGGUUUCGUCGCUUUGAUGGCAGAAUGCGUCCGACGGACUAGAAUGAAGUCGUUUGUUUACAAAUCAAUACAAAGGCAGUAGCAACACCAAUUAGAAAUAAUUUUGUAAAACCCCACGUUAGGGUGCUAACUAUAUGCGACGUACAAAUAACGGGAUGUCUGAAUUUUUCUUUCGAAUUAACUGGUAAACCCACUGAUUAUGCAUGUAUUUUAUUCUAACAGCAUUAGGAAAAAUACAAUAUUUAACAUUAAUUGACCAUGUCUAUAUGUAAAUGUUUA
Bactrocera dorsalis (oriental fruit fly) is the source of this 1483-nucleotide messenger RNA. RefSeq lists its product as uncharacterized. The record is from RefSeq and is a predicted model, not a curated record. Bases 674 to 1246 code for a protein of 190 amino acids. NCBI's taxonomy places the organism in Eukaryota, Metazoa, Arthropoda, Insecta, Diptera, Tephritidae. The transcript has 2 exons.